CGUUUAGAGAGUCUAAAUCCUCGUCGGUCUGUCGUUGUAAAUAAAAUUUUGCGGUUUGGGAACACAUUCUACUUCAAGGCACUAAAGAAAGUUACAGAUAUGUCAAACCCUAGCCGAAGCAAUGGCUACCAAAGACCUCCUCAAGGAAGGAACUAUGCAGCAGGACUUCCUGAGAGAAUGACAACAACUUUAUAUUUUACUAAUAUUCCCCCAGAUAUUCUGCCCACUCUAAAGAAAAAGUACUCUUUGCUUAAGAAAAGUGAGCAUGUUAGACAACAGUUACUGACAUUCUUGGAAACAUGUGACAACCCAUAUGCAUCAGCUUUGCAAAUUAUUGCUGAUUGUGAAGAUCUGUUACAUAACAGAACCAAUACGCUUGCAUCGUUUGUGAUUGAAGAGUUCUGUGGUUGGGCUAGAGCCCAUGAAAGGGAAAUAUGUCACAAAUUAACUCCCCAGCUCAAAUAUGAUGCCUUUUGCCUCAUAACGAUGCAAAAGAAUUAUGCAUUAACAAAGCUAAUUAUUGAUGUGUUGAAAAUGCCAGCAGACAAAAUGUUAUUUGUGGGCAACAUUAAAGAUUUUGUCCUGGCUAAAAAAUAUAAGGAGGCAUGUCAGUGUUCAGUAGCUCUCGGUCUUGUAAGGGAGUUUCCAAUUGAUUAUUUUGUCCUGCCACUUAUACUACAAGAUAAGUUGUCAGUAGCUGAGGAGGCACUGAUGAAGGAGCCGGCGAUGCAAGAAGAUCUUGUGCACCGUUUAGAUGAGCUAUUAGCUGACAGAAAUCUUCGUCAAAAUGUUGAUCAUCUUGUCCGGCAAUUAGAAGUACCAGAUGUCAAGUUGGAUAGAUUUAUGCAUCAUAAGCCUUUGGGAAAAUUAAUUGCCAAGCUAGUCAAGACAUACAAUUUAUCGUAUGAUUUGACACCAAACUUGAAUCAAAAGCGUAGUGCUGGUACAUUGAAUUUCCUGUUUCAUAAAAGAUUUAGUGAAAGAACUUUGAGCUUAGAUUCGUGGAAAGAAAUGAUAUAUGAUGCAGUGAAAGAUAAUAAAUCUCUUCAAUUAGAACUAGUAUUAUCUCUAUCAGCCUAUAAUGAGCCAGGGGAGGCUUUUUAUUGGGCUAAUGAAUUUUCUGUGUCUCAUCACGAUUGGCCACAGUACCUUGUGGAUUAUGUUAAAGAAAACCCUAAUGCAAAGCCUGAGUUUCCACGACCUCAGGACGUAAAUGCACAACAUAGCGAGAAUAAUUCUAGUGAUUCAUUUCAUAGUUUGUUGCUGCCAGAUUCAGCUAUACAGAUGGUUGAUUCUGAGGAAUUACUAAGAGAAUGUAUGAUGUACAUUAACAGUCAUGAUUGCAAAGUUGUUGGCAUUGAUUCAGAAUGGAAACCGGCUUUUGGUGGAAAGCAAAAUGAAUUGGCUCUCAUUCAAAUUGCAACAUGGGACCGCAUAUUUAUUCUAGAUGUUAUUGGUAUGGCAGGGAUACCUGAAGAUGCUUGGCAUGAGUCAUCCCGUCUAUUUUUUGAAAACCCUGAAGUAUUGAAACUUGGUUUUGGUCUUGGAGGAGACAUGGUAAUGAUCAAGGCUGCAAUUGCUCCACUUGCAAAUAUGAAAUUAAAUGGUUCAGGUUAUUUGGAUCUCUCACAAGUGUGGCGACGCCUUCAAAAUAAAGGAAUGACAUUUCCUUUCUCCGGUAGGGAUGCGAAUGCAGGUGGUGAAAGUCUGUCCAGACUUGUUAACCUAUGUUUUGGACAAGCAUUGAAUAAGUCUGAUCAAUUUUCAAACUGGGAGCAGCGUCCUCUAAGACAGGGACAAAUACGUUAUGCAGCUCUGGAUGCAUUCUGUCUACUAGAAUUGCAUAGGGAUAUGCAGAAAUAUGCUGAGGCUCAAGGCCUUCCUUUUUUGGAAAUAGUUGAUGAACUAAUCUUGGGCUUCCGCUCUCCAAAGAAGAGUGUUGGUGGUCCCUCUGGCCAUCGAAGGGGACGGGGUAGGGGAAGAGGAAGAGGCAGGUACCCAAGAGGUGGCUCAUCAAACCCUGGCCAAGGGCCCAGUCACGGCCAGGAAGAGGCACAUGAUGAGGACGUGGGUCAGGUUUCCAGCUUCAAGUUCCUCGCCGACGUGAUGCUCUGUGGCCUCGGACGGGAGCUGCGGAAGUGCGGCGUGGACUGCAUGAUACUGGACAAGAGCUUGAAGUCGUAUCCGAACGCCGAGGUGGAAGCUGUCUUCAGGCAGAUAGCAGAGCAGCGGAGGAUCGUCCUCUCUAAGGGCAGCAACGUGGACUGGUUCUGCAGUGAACUCGGCCCCGAGGACGUCUACGAGGUGGCGUGCUCGGCUGCCCGCGACCAGCUCAAAGAAGUCCUGGAGUACUUUGGCAUCAACGUGCAGGAGUCGGAUGUCUUCUCGCGCUGCAAGGAAUGCAACAGCAACGCGUUUGACCGUGCCGGGCGGGGCCUGCUGAUGGAGCUCGCCGGGAUGGACGCCGAGGAGAGCGCGGGCUCCGAGGAGGGAGCGGCGGAGGCUGCACCCGCCCCCGCGGAGGUGAAGAGGGGCUGGGUGCUGAGCGACAACUCCAGCAGCAUUGCUCAGGGCAGGACGCUGCUCGGGGCAAAGAUACAGAUUGAAAAGGUUCCACAAGAAGUCCUCAAGAAGAUUGAAAUGUUCUACAUCUGCGCGGUGUGCGGCAAAGUCUAUUGGGUAGGGUCUCAUCUCAGCUCUGCUUUGCGCCGUCACAAGGCAAGCGGCACGGUUAAAGUCGUGGGGCAAUUCUCCGACGCCGAGGAACACCCUGCGAGGGCUGAAGCCGAUGGUGUCUGAAUAGAAGCUGUUUAACACAAGGUAUAUUUCAAAGUUAAUUUAUUUUUUAUAAGAGCAUGAUGACGCUUCAAAUAAAACUGUGCGAGCUUAGGAAUACAGCAACGUUCAUUAAUCCUGUGAAUUAAAAUACCUCGUUAGCCGUUUUGCUAGUUUGCAAAACGUGGGUGUCGCACGGAACUGUCUGUCUCAAAUAUAAAAACAAGUCAUAAGCCGCGUUGCCUGUCGCUACUGCACGCCUUUGCUUACUAUUACUUACCCGAACACCCCGAGAGCACCUUCAGCCUUGUUACAGGGGUGCUUGGGUACGGCACACCUUGAACUUUGUGUUGUAGCAGUGUGCAAGGCUGAUCGAGUUGUGUUGUGAUCUCAUGGUUACGUUAUGUAGGGGAAGAAGGUUUGCCGGGAAAAACAGACAAAGGCUGGUUUGCUGUACAAGUACACCAUUUCUAUUUACACUUGAAAAAUUAAUGCACCAUUGUAUUGUGGACAAAGAGACCUAAAAGUACAAUAUGCUGCUGUACAAUGAUUCGUUUUAUCAUUUAUUGAUACAGUAAUAGUAAUAAUAUCAUUUUUGCACUAGGGUUGUAAUUUAAUAAAGAGAUUGGAAUUCAUUUUCCCCUCGAUUGUAAGCAAUACAACGCAGUAUGAAAAAUAAAUAAUCUAUUCUUUCA
Molecule: messenger RNA, 3470 nt
Organism: Frankliniella occidentalis (western flower thrips)
Lineage: Eukaryota; Metazoa; Arthropoda; Insecta; Thysanoptera; Thripidae
Gene: Nbr
Product: exonuclease mut-7 homolog
Exons: 15
Coding region: 100-2799 (899 amino acids)
Biological process (GO): nucleobase-containing compound metabolic process
Molecular function (GO): nucleic acid binding; 3'-5' exonuclease activity
Source: RefSeq, a predicted model, not a curated record